Molecule: messenger RNA, 4133 nt
Organism: Felis catus (domestic cat)
Lineage: Eukaryota; Metazoa; Chordata; Mammalia; Carnivora; Felidae
Gene: RUFY2
Product: RUN and FYVE domain containing 2
Exons: 18
Coding region: 1-2022 (673 amino acids)
Cellular component (GO): cytoplasm
Molecular function (GO): metal ion binding
Source: RefSeq, a predicted model, not a curated record
AUGGCCGAGGGCUCCUUGUCUGACGACUUCCAAGGGGCGAAGCCAGGGUCGGCCAGGGGGCCGCUCCCGGGUCGGUGGAACAGCCGCGGACGGGCGAUGACUUUUCAGGUUUGGGGGUGGCGGAGGGAAGACGCGUCUCAGGUUUUGGCUUGGGUGCCCGACGCCAAGGGCGGGAGAGGUGCAGCGAUGGCGCGCAGGACCCCGGCUACAAAAGACCCCACAGCUGUAGAGAGAGCAAACUUAUUAAACAUGGCUAAGUUGAGUAUCAAAGGACUCAUUGAAUCUGCUCUGAGCUUUGGCCGCACUUUGGAUUCUGACUAUCCCCCCUUGCAGCAGUUCUUUGUUGUUAUGGAACAUUGUCUGAAACAUGGUCUUAAAGUAAGAAAAUCAUUUUUGAGUUAUAACAAAACUAUCUGGGGCCCCUUGGAACUGGUGGAAAAGCUGUACCCAGAAGCAGAGGAAAUAGGAGCCAGUGUCCGGGAUUUACCUGGUCUCAAGACCCCCCUGGGUCGUGCAAGAGCAUGGCUUCGAUUAGCCCUCAUGCAAAAAAAAAUGGCUGAUUACCUGCGUUGCUUAAUUAUUCAAAGGGAUCUCCUAAGUGAAUUUUAUGAAUAUCAUGCGCUAAUGAUGGAAGAAGAAGGAGCAGUGAUUGUUGGGCUGCUGGUUGGCCUGAAUGUGAUAGAUGCUAAUCUCUGUGUAAAGGGAGAAGAUUUAGACUCACAAGUUGGAGUGAUUGAUUUUUCCAUGUAUUUAAAGAAUGAAGAAGAUAUUGGAAAUAAAGAAAGGAAUGUUCAAAUUGCUGCCAUAUUAGACCAGAAGAAUUAUGUUGAAGAAUUAAACAGACAACUGAACAGCACAGUCAGCAGUCUCCAUUCAAGAGUUGACUCAUUAGAAAAGUCAAAUACUAAGCUGAUUGAAGAGUUAGCAAUAGCAAAGAAUAAUAUCAUUAAACUCCAAGAAGAAAAUCAUCAAUUACGAAGUGAAAAUAAAUUGAUUUUAAUGAAAACACAGCAGAACCUAGAGGUUACCAAAGUAGAUGUGGAAACUGAGCUUCAAACAUAUAAGCAUUCUCGGCAGGGGCUUGAUGAAAUGUACAACGAGGCCAGAAGGCAGCUUCGAGAUGAAUCUCAGUUAAGACAGGAUGUGGAGAAUGAGCUAGCAGUACAAGUUAGUAUGAAACAUGAGAUUGAACUUGCCAUGAAGUUGUUGGAGAAAGAUAUCCAUGAGAAACAAGAUACUCUGAUAGGCCUUCGGCAACAACUAGAGGAAGUUAAAUCAAUUAACAUAGAGAUGUAUCAAAAGUUGCAGAGUUCUGAAGAUGGCUUGAAAGAAAAAAAUGAAAUAAUUGCCCGACUAGAAGAAAAAACCAAUAAAAUUACUGUAGCUAUGAGGCAGCUGGAACAAAGAUUGCAGCAAGCAGAGAAGGCGCAAAUGGAAGCUGAAGAUGAAGACAAGAAAUAUCUACAAGAGUGUCAGAGUAAAUCCGACAGUCUGCAGAAACAAAUCUCCCAAAAGGAGAAACAGCUGGUGCAACUGGAAACUGAUUUGAAGAUUGAGAAGGAAUGGAGGCAGACUUUGCAGGAAGAUCUUCAAAAGGAGAAAGAUGCCUUAUCUCAUCUUAGAAAUGAGACCCAGCAAAUCAUUAGUCUUAAAAAAGAGUUCCUUAACAUCCAGGAUGAAAAUCAGCAGUUGAAAAAAGUACAUCACGAACAGGAGCAAGCUCUUCAAGAACUUGGCAGCAAACUUAGCGAAUCAAAACUUAAAAUAGAAGAUAUAAAAGAAGCCAACAAAGCACUGCAGGGACUGGUUUGGUUGAAAGACAAAGAAGCAACACAUUGUAAACUUUGUGAAAAGGAAUUCUCACUCUCCAAGAGAAAGCACCACUGUAGAAACUGUGGGGAAAUUUUCUGUAAUGCUUGCUCUGACAAUGAACUGCCGUUGCCUUCUUCACCAAAGCCAGUACGGGUUUGUGAUUCCUGUCACGCAUUGCUGAUCCAGAGAUGCUCAUCUAACUUGCCAUAAAACUCCAGAACUAAGUCCUUACGUAUGAAAGUACCUACAAUGGAUGGUUAAUGUAUGAACCUGCAUAUGCUGUGUUUAGACAGUCCUUCUUAAGCAGCUUUCAGAUGGUAUUAGUUAUCAGUUUUAUCUUCCACACAUUCAUGGGAAUUAGAAGCUACAGAACAGCUCAUUGUUAUUCAAGAACUUUCAACAGGGCAUGCUUUAACUUUAGCUUAAUUCCUCAUUAACUUUUAACGCCAUUUAAAUCAUGCAACUUUUAACGCCAUUUAAAAGGCCAGAUAACAAAGCUCACACACACACACACACACUUGCCUUAUUUUGUAAAGGCCUUCUGUAGGGGUGCAUAUUAAUUCUCCAGAUUGUCAAGUUGGCAUUUGAUGAUGCCUGUAGUUUUAAUGCACUUUAAAGCUUCACAGUUUUCAGAGAAAGAUCAGAAAUACAUUGGACUUUUUGCAAGUAUUAAUAUUCCAACUCAAGACUUUUCCUUAGCUUGCAAAGAUUUCAACCUUAACUUUGUCCUUUCUGCCCUACUUCAUUUGCCCGUCUUGCAUUAGAAAAGGCCAGUACUUUAUCCUAUAGAAUUUCCUUUUGGUCAUCCUCUAAUCAUUAAUGUAUUUAUUAGUACUUCUCAGAUAGUGGUUUAAAGAGGUAUUAUUUAUUUUACCUCAAUUUUUUCCUUUGAAAGGAAGUUAAAACUUAUCCUCCUUUACCUUUCUUUUUACCAAAAAAAGAAAAAAGUUCUUACAGAUCUUUCCAUAUGCUAUACCUGCUAACACUGCUAGUUUUUUCAGGGAGGGCUCAUACCUCUUUCAAAAGAAAAAUCUGUCCCCAGAAAAAAGGUUUAUUAAUAGUAAGGGAUUACAAACUCCUGAUUGGUUCUCCUCUGAGCAUUAAAGGAGAAAUCUAAAAUAGCUAAACUUUGCCUUUGAUAGGACUUGGGUAAUUUAUUAGAUUUCCAUUCUAGUGACUUUUAGGAAGCAUUACAUCAUAGUGAUCCACUACUGCAGUUAUAAACACAGUGAACUCUUCACCAUAUAAUGAGAACCUCUAAGGCAGGAUUCUUUCUGGAACAGAUGAUCUGGUCUCAGCCCUGCCAUGAACACAUGAACUAUGUCAAGCAUGAAAGAUUUAGUGAACACUAAUCCCAUUAUACUGCUUGUAGCAUACCAAGAAUAUGUAAAGUUACCCUUGUAUGAGUAAUCUUUGAAUAGCAUCACCACUUGGGAGACCCCUCUUAGGUAUUUUUAGCCAUGCACUUUAAGUCUAUGAAUCUUUCACACAGAUAGGAAUUUAUUAAUCCUAGGAAUAUUAUAGAGAAUUAAUCAUGACCACUUCCCUCCUACCUAAAAUGGUUACUUACUCCGCAGGAUCAUUUCCUCAGAAUAUACGUAUUUUCACUUGGGUUUAAAAAAUGAAUUUUCUAAAUUGCCAAAGUAUGAAACCAGUAUUUUACUUGCAUUAUUUUCUCCAUAUCCAGUUAGCUUUUGAGGUCUUCAGUUAGAACUGCUGUACAGAUUUUUAGGUGGUCUUUCUUGAAUGUCGACAGAAAUAUUGUCAAGAGAUGAAUUAUAUUCUUGAACUGUUUUGUAUUGAUGGGAUGAAUUAACAUUUUUAUGAUUACUAAAAAUGAGAAUAAGCAAAUAUGAAAUUUCAAAUACUAGGUGUUUAUUACUGUGCUUACUAGAACAAAUUUUUGAAUGUGAUUUUGCUUAAAUUCUAAGGCUGGUUUCAUUCAACAGACCAUGAUUUUCAGUCCCCUUUAAAUUCAUUAUUCAAAACUCUCAUUAUCCCCAUUGAUUUGGGCUUUUUGUAUGCAAGCCUUUGGGACAGCAAUACAACUUGCUUCAUUUAGUUUGGGCUCUUAAAAACUAUUACUAAAUUUUGGAUUUUGUUAUAAAACUUAAUUUGUAUUGUGAAUCUACACUAUUUGUCAAGAUUUGCCCUCAUAGAAACUAUUUAUGAAUCUCACAAACCAUUCCGUCUAGCCAGUACUACAGUAAUGCUAUGGUGGUGCCAAGGAAUUGUAAUUCUUACUCCGUGAUGUUUUAAAACAAAAUGUGAAUUUUAUAAACCAAAUAAAAGAUAUGAAAAAUUGCCCUUUGAAAGGCUAA